GGUAUGCCAAUUCGAAAUGGGGCCAGAAUAGCAGAGAAGCGACGGGCCGGUUAGUUGGGUAACUAAGCUCGGUGAAGUAAAGCCUGUCAAAAUCAAGUGGCAGACGCAGCCCAGGCAGUUCUCGUGUGCCAGUAAGGAACGUAAGCCACGGGUGGUUUCGAUAUCGCGACCCGACUCGAGCCACGGUUUUCGUGUCGUCUUCGUUCUCUAUCGAGGUCUGGGAUCGGUUUUUUUUCACCUCGAUUACGACAGUUUCUCUCGUUCGUUCCAUCUCGCAAGUGCAUCGAUACCGAACGAUCGAUAAGAAUCGAUACCGAACACGUAACGAUUUCACUUAUAUCGGAUUGUGGCCCCGUUUUGAAAAAAGAAAAGAAAAAAAGAAACACGCGAUUCCGUUGUUGUGACAGACGGAGUAGAGCAUGACGAGGAAACAAACGGUGAUCGUGAAGCUUAAGAGAUCCACCACUGAGAAACCCUGGGGAAUAUGUAUCGCCGGAGGCGCUGAUUUGGGCACGCCGAUCGUCGUCACCCGCUCGGAGAACGAGGCGCUCCGGAGGGGUGAUGUGAUCAAGAAAAUCGACGAAUACGACGUGCGAGACGUGAGGCAUGUAGACGCCCAGAGACUCCUUCAAACCUCUGAAUCCAUAAAGCUUGUAGUCGAAAGGUCUGAGCCGUCGUGUGCAUCUCGUAUCAACAUUACCACCACGUCACCUCCGAUUAUCGGGUCGAACGUUGGCAACAGGGCUGCGGUCACUAGUCUGGCUAAACAGCCGAAAGUACCGGCGGAAUUGCCGAAGAGUCCUGUACCACCGGCAACGAUCGAGGAUUUCAGCCGGUCCGCAUCACCGCUGGAUCGUUUCGUGUUGUCGCACGAACAUCUCGACGAGGUUCGCGAGGAAAGGGUCUUUUUGUCGCAGCCGUACCGCACCACCCCAUUGGUCUUGCCAGGCGCAAAGGUCAAGAAGGAUGCUCCGCUCGGGGAAUGUUAUCUGCGCCAUCAUCCGAAUCCGAUGAUCAGAGCGGCGCCACAUCAUUAUGAGCCGGCUCAUCCCGAAGUUGCUAUGAAGCAGAAGGUGGCGGAAACGGUACUUCAACGUGUCUUGGGACCGAACGAAGUUCCAAAGGUUGUACACAAGCAAUUCAACUCGCCGAUCGGCCUCUACUCAGAGCAGAAUAUCGCCGACACUAUUAAAUGCCAAGCGUCCGCCAUACCUCUGAAGAAACCGGGGAAGUACGAUCCGAGCAAGAGCGAGGCUUACAAGGCACUACAAGAGGAAGCCCUUGACGACACAAUGCCGGAAGUGAAACAGCCGGCGCGUACCGGUGUUUUCUCGCCGCAGAAAGUUUAUCAAAACAGGGUACACCAGGUCCGACCAAAGAGUCCUGCACCGUUUGUAGCCAUCCACGACGACGAUGGGGAAAAAAUCCACCAAAGCAAUAGUUUCAAGAGGAUUAUGUACAGUGUGCUGGGACAAACUGAUUAUUAAUUUACAUUUGAACUGACGCUAUACAUAUAUCUUAUUUAUAAUAUACAUAUAUACA
Dufourea novaeangliae is the source of this 1542-nucleotide messenger RNA. It is a transcript of the gene Zasp66, whose product is annotated as PDZ and LIM domain protein 3. The coding region runs from base 420 to 1487 and encodes 355 amino acids. Gene Ontology annotation, biological process: actin cytoskeleton organization; muscle structure development. Gene Ontology annotation, molecular function: actin binding; muscle alpha-actinin binding. NCBI's taxonomy places the organism in Eukaryota, Metazoa, Arthropoda, Insecta, Hymenoptera, Halictidae. The record is from RefSeq and is a predicted model, not a curated record. The transcript is spliced from 9 exons. Gene Ontology annotation, cellular component: stress fiber; filamentous actin; adherens junction.